This is a messenger RNA of Gadus chalcogrammus (walleye pollock), 1492 nucleotides long. Its product is annotated as probable G-protein coupled receptor 132. NCBI's taxonomy places the organism in Eukaryota, Metazoa, Chordata, Actinopteri, Gadiformes, Gadidae. Gene Ontology annotation, cellular component: membrane. Gene Ontology annotation, biological process: G1/S transition of mitotic cell cycle; G protein-coupled receptor signaling pathway; negative regulation of G2/M transition of mitotic cell cycle. The transcript has 2 exons. The coding region runs from base 392 to 1492 and encodes 366 amino acids. Gene Ontology annotation, molecular function: G protein-coupled receptor activity. The record is from RefSeq and is a predicted model, not a curated record.
CUACAUGACUGCCACUACAUAGGGGUUCGAGGACUCAGAGCGAGGUCUGCUCAGGAACGAGGGGGGAAGAACGGCCAGGAUAUGUGACUCUACUACUCUGAAACUGUAACAUCCAAGACGUCCUGGAGGCCUCCCAGAGCCAGACGGCCCCCCCGUCAUCAGCCCCUUUUUACUGGGGCACAUCAGUGCCUGUAAAAAACGGCACGUGCCUGUGAAAAGCCCAUUGGCAGAGCUAGUGUACCGAUACCAUGGUCGACGGUGUCUCUUAAACUACGGGGCUGGGACAAACAAUCGAGGCUUGGCAGCGUGCAGUGGGUCGGCUCCCCCGGACGCACUGAAAGGGUGAGAGAUCUUCACCGCGGUCCACGCCUCCUUGUGUGUCCAUACAGACAUGCAGGCGGAGGCGACCACCGCCGGGAACGCGACCACCGUCGGGAACGCGACCACCGCCGGGAACGCGAUGGCCUGCGCUCCUCCGUACGACCAGGCCCGUGUCCCCAUGGUAGUCCUCUACAGCGUCAUCUUCGUUGUGGGCUUCCCCGCCAACCUCCUCACCGUGUGGUUCACCUGGAGGCAGGUGCGGCGCAAGAACGUGCUGGGGGUCUACCUGUGCAGCUUGUCUGUGUGCGACCUGAUCUACCUGUCGACGCUGCCCCUGUGGGCGCUCUACUUCGACGGCUGCCACAAGUGGGCCUGGGGCUCCCGCACCUGCCAGGUCACCGGCUUCGUCUUCUACACCAACAUGUACAUCAGCAUCCUGCUGCUGUGCUGCGUCUCGUGCGACCGCUACGUGGCCGUGCGCUACGCCCUGGAGUCGCGCGGCCUGCGGCGCCCACGCGUUGCCGCGGGCAUCACGGCGGCCAUAGUGGCGAUGGUGAUGGCGGUGCACGUGCCCGUCUUCUUGAUACGCGAGGGCGAAAUGGAUCACAAAGCGGACAUGAGGUGCUUCGAGCCGGAUCACGACCCCAGCGGAACGGUCACGGCCUUCAGCUACAUGCGCUUAAUAAUGGGCUUCGUGGUGCCGCUGGCACUGCUGACCGCCUCGAACUGCGGCAUCCUGCGCGCGGUGCGCGCCAGCCACUCGCUGCAGCUCGGCCAGAAGAGGCGUGUGCGCUGGCUGGCGGUCGCCGUGGUGACGCUGUUCCUGGUGGGCUUCGCGCCGUACCACCUGGUCCUGCUGGUGCGCGCCGCCUUCUCCCACUCCCAGAACAAGGCGUUGCAAUUUGCUUUCUUCAGGUGGAUCUACGAGCCGUACUACGUGUCUGUGGGCUUCUCCACCCUCAACAGCGCCUGCAACCCCCUCCUCUACGUGCUGUCCAGCGGGGACGCGCGCGAGGAGCUGUCCCUAGUGCUGCGGGGUCAGAGCGAGGGCACAAUGGGGACAGCCUGGGGGUGUAAUGGAGAGGUGACAACACGUUCGAUACUAUAUAGAAGUGGUUCGAGGACUCAGUGCGAGGGCGGCUCAGGAACGAGGGGGGAGAGCGUUCAGUAG